CCUGUGGAUACGCCACCCUUGCUAUCGAGCACUAUCUCCCUUUCUCUCUCCUAUAAAAUCUCUCAAGAACUCUAUCCCCUUUCUCUCUCAAUCUACUUUUCUUUUUUUCUCACAGAUUUCCUUUGAUCUUUUUGUCUCCACUCACGAUCCCUUACGUCCCCAUCCGGCUCUCUCUAUCUCCUCUCUCCAGCUCUCUCUCUCUCUCUCUCUCUCUCUCUCUCUCUCUCUCUCAUGGCCAUGGGGACUCUGCGCGCCCCUCCUCCCCUCCACCCCUGCACAUCCUUCCUCAACUCCCCCGAAACCACUCCCAAGUCGUGCGCUGCUUCGUUUCUGAGACAGAGGAAGACCAAAAUCGGCUACCUGGCGCUUCGUAGAUCACUUACCGAUGGGAAUAAGAACAAGGGCGGGGUUCGAAGCUCGCAAGACGGGUCUUCGAUCAUAGAAGGCGGGAAGAAGGCUGAGGGUUUUCUCUUGGGCGCGGAGAGGGAUGCAGUCUCUGGCUCCGUUGUUGGGUUCCACUUAAUUCCUCCCCCUGGUGACAGCAAAGUCAUUGACUCGAAGGACAAGCUAGCUACAGAUAGAGAAGAAGUGGCUGAGGUCAUUGGAGGAGAAGGGAAAGUCCUGACUAGAGUAACCCAUAGUAUUGUUUUUGUUACUGCUGAAGCAGCACCUUAUUCAAAGACAGGAGGCUUAGGAGAUGUUUGUGGUUCUUUACCUAUAGCACUUGCUGCUCGUGGACAUCGUGUAAUGGUUGUCUCUCCUAGAUAUUUGCAUGGUGGGCCAUCAGAUAAGAAAUUUGCUGGUGCUUCUGAAGUUGGUUCCCCCACCAAGAUCUAUUGCUUUGGAGGGGAGCAGGAGGUUGGGUUCUUCCAUGAGUUCAGGGCAGGUGUUGAUUGGGUAUUCGUGGACCACCCUUCAUACCACCGUCCGGGAAAUCCAUAUGGAGAUAAAUUUGGUGCUUUUGGUGAUAAUCAGUUUCGGUUCACUUUACUUUGUCACGCAGCAUGCGAAGCUCCCUUGGUGCUUCCACUGGGAGGGUUCACUUAUGGAGAGAAAUGUUUGUUCAUUGUCAACGAUUGGCAUGCAGGCCUUGUACCAGUGCUUUUGGCAGCCAAGUAUCGUCCCUAUGGAGUCUAUAAGGAUUCUCGAAGUAUUCUUGUAAUCCACAACCUUGCACAUCAGGGGGUGGAGCCUGCAGUAACCUACAAUAAUUUGGGUCUGCCUCUUGAGUGGUAUGGAGCAGUUGAAUGGGUAUUUCCAACAUGGGCAAGAACCCAUGCCCUUGACACUGGGAAGGCUGUAAAUGUCUUGAAAGGUGCGAUUGUGACAGCUGAUCGCAUUCUGACAGUUAGCCAGGGUUAUGCUUGGGAAAUUACAACUGCUGAAGGUGGCAAUGGUCUAGAUGAACUCUUAAGUAGUCGAAAGAGUGUUCUGAACGGGAUCACAAAUGGCGUUGAUGCCGCUGAAUGGAACCCAUCUCUGGAUGAGCAUAUUCCUUCAAAUUACACAAUUCAUGACCUCUCUGGAAAGGUCGAAUGCAAGAUUGCUUUGCAAAAGGAAUUAGGCCUUCCCAUUAGGCCUGAUUGCCCGUUGAUUGGAUUUAUUGGGAGAUUGGAUUAUCAAAAAGGAAUUGAUAUAAUUCUAUCAGCAACUCCAGAACUCAUGGAAGAGGAUGUCCAGUUUGUGAUGCUUGGAUCUGGGGAAAGACAAUAUGAAGAUUGGAUGAGAGUAACAGAGGCACAUUAUAGAGACAAAUACAGGGGUUGGGUUGGAUUUGAUGUUCCCAUUUCUCAUAGAAUAACAGCAGGCUGUGACAUACUAUUGAUGCCUUCAAGAUUUGAACCUUGUGGUCUAAACCAGUUGUACGCGAUGAGAUACGGAACCGUACCUUUGGUUCAUGGCACCGGAGGACUUCAAGAUACAGUAGAGAAUUUCAAUCCAUACGCUCGAGAAGGCCUUGGUGAAGGCACUGGGUGGACUUUUUCUCCUUUAUCACGAGAGAAUCUGUUGGCGGCACUAAAGAUAGCAAUCCAAACUUACAGAGAACACAAGUCAUCUUGGGAGGGGUUAAUGAAGAGAGGAAUGGAGAGGGAUUGCACGUGGGACAAGGCUGCCGUUAAAUACGAACAAGUGUUUGAAUGGGUCUUCAUUGAUCCACCCUACGUAAUUUAAUACUUGAGAAGGAGAAGAAGAGAGGGAGAGAGCAUGAUGGAUGAAUUUUUCUUAAUAUCAGUCACACGAGAAAAUGUUUUCCCAGCGGGUGAAGUGGGUGAUAGUUUUAUUGUUUGUUAGUAGUAGCUUGAUUCUUUUGUCGCUGGAGUAAUAAGCCUGUUCCACAAUCUUACCAUACUAAUAUAUCUUCGGAUCAAGAGCCUUUCUAAGAUCCCAAUUUUUGACUUUGGGGUCACACUACUGUCCUUAUAAAUCAAGUUUGAUCUUUAAACCAUGCUGCAGUUUUGCAAAGAAGAAGAAGAAGAAGAAAAACAGGAGGAGGA
Rhododendron vialii is the source of this 2495-nucleotide messenger RNA. RefSeq names its product soluble starch synthase 1, chloroplastic/amyloplastic. Gene Ontology annotation, cellular component: chloroplast. Gene Ontology annotation, molecular function: alpha-1,4-glucan glucosyltransferase (UDP-glucose donor) activity. The coding region runs from base 232 to 2172 and encodes 646 amino acids. The transcript is spliced from 15 exons. NCBI's taxonomy places the organism in Eukaryota, Viridiplantae, Streptophyta, Magnoliopsida, Ericales, Ericaceae. The record is from RefSeq and is a predicted model, not a curated record.